This is a messenger RNA of Paraphaeosphaeria sporulosa, 1014 nucleotides long. RefSeq lists its product as uncharacterized. Bases 15 to 947 code for a protein of 310 amino acids. The record is from RefSeq and is a predicted model, not a curated record. The transcript has a single exon. Lineage: Eukaryota; Fungi; Ascomycota; Dothideomycetes; Pleosporales; Didymosphaeriaceae.
CGUUUGUGUCCAACAUGGUUCGAUUUAUUUCUGCUGCUGGUGUCGCGCUGGCGUUGGCGACCAGCACCCGCGCUCAUACUCUUCCCCUGUCCCAUGGCAUGUCGCAAUUGAGCCAGCGGGAUCUGGCCAAGACAGCGCUCCUGGACAACUUCGAUGCCCUCACCGCAGACCCUUCCCGCAUCCCGCCGAUAGUAAAAGGCUCCGCAACCAAGUGGGAUGCUGGACGGUACCCUCAGAACUGCUACGACAAAGCGCGAGAAGCCAUCAGUGACACCGAUGCGCGCCCCAAAUGCCAACUCCAAGAUCUGGAGAUCUACGACGUCACGUAUGAGGACUGCCCGUCCGGCCGUGAUCCCUGGAUUCUGUGCCGCUGCUCAAACGCCGAGCUCAGCCUGCAAGACACUAUCGACGGCAUGGGCACUGUGCCGCCCGGAGCACGCAGCAAUGUUCUUCAUAUCGUGACAAUGAACGGCUUUGGUGGUGGUGGUGGCUACUCGGAUGGGAACAGCAUCUUCUGCGGCGGCGCGCCCAGCAAGACAUGGUUCAGCCACGAGUCGAUGCACUGCAACGACCGCGACGGCUUCGCCUUUUCCAACGGUGACGUCUUUAACAACGCCAUCAACGCGGAUUCCUGCGUUCCCGAUAGCUACGCGAACAACAACCCGACCGAGGACUUUGCACAGGUCGGGACGUAUCUCAACUACGACAUCAAUGGGCAUCCGAUUGACUACACAGGCAAGGAUGCGAGCUGCAUGGGCAACCAAUUGAACGCCGCGAGGGCCUACCUUGCGGAGCGCCUCGAUAAGGGCGGCGCGUGCUUCAAUGCGCCGGGAACUGAUGGGACUGUCAAUGGGAAGAGGAGUAUGAGUAUCGUGGAGAGGGAUCCGAACUCUGCAUAUGAGACGUUGCUACCGCACACGCCUUAUGCUCACGCCGAGUUCUUCUAGGCAGGAUGCGGUUUUCGGGGUGUGAUGUAUGAAUGAUGUCGUUCUCUUCUUGUCGUUUAGAUACCAC